AUGAUCUUUGUUUUAAUUGAACUAGGAAGUUCACUUACUUCAAAUGAAUGUAAUGAAAUUCUGAUUAAUAUACAGAAAGAACAAUUUGAAAAUAUGUCUGAUAAAUGUGAUAUUAGUAAGCGAAAUAAUUCACGAUUAAUUCUUAUAGAUGAUCGAUUAGCUCGAAUACGAUGGAGACAUCUAAAAUUCGGUCAUAAAGCAACAAAACUUAUACAAAAUAGUAAACCAUUAGGUUUUAAUAUUGAAGAAGAAGAAGAGGAUUAUUUCGUUCAUUUAAAUUAUUUCCGUGAAGCACAACAAAAUGAAUUAAAAGAAUAUCCUAAUUCUGGUGUAUCUACAAAUACCGUUACUACUGAAGAAUUAUAUGAACAUCUGUUGUCAAUUCGAUAUUGUUAUCCACGUUCAUUACAAUCAAUUAUCAUAUAA
This is a messenger RNA of Adineta steineri, 426 nucleotides long. NCBI's taxonomy places the organism in Eukaryota, Metazoa, Rotifera, Eurotatoria, Adinetida, Adinetidae. The record is from the annotation of a GenBank genome assembly.